Molecule: messenger RNA, 798 nt
Organism: Pichia kudriavzevii
Lineage: Eukaryota; Fungi; Ascomycota; Pichiomycetes; Pichiales; Pichiaceae
Exons: 1
Coding region: 1-798 (265 amino acids)
Biological process (GO): positive regulation of cellular response to amino acid starvation
Cellular component (GO): transcription regulator complex
Molecular function (GO): DNA-binding transcription factor activity, RNA polymerase II-specific; RNA polymerase II cis-regulatory region sequence-specific DNA binding
Source: RefSeq, a predicted model, not a curated record
AUGUUACUCGGUGAAAAUUUAUAUGCUACCAACUCCUUGGCAUCUCCUUUGGAUGUCUUGCCUUCUUCUAAUGACGAGUAUAUUCUCCAAGAGGCCCCAAGGCUCGAGAAUUCCGACUUGUUAUUAGAAACUUUGGAUUUGAAUUUGAUGAAAGAUGAUGGAGCUUCUUCUCCAGUUUCCCCUAUUGUCGACGAACAGCUGACUCCCUUUGUUGUCAAUGGUGAUGUUUUCGAUUCUGUUUUCAAGAAUAACGAGUCGCCCCUAUCAUCGGACUCGUCUGAGUCUUACGAUUCAGACCUUAACGGCCUGUUUGGUUUGAAUGAUGGCGUUCCUUGCAAGAGUCUUGAUGAUGAUGACAUUUUCAAAGCUCUUGACUUCGAUGCUGAUUUGGAAACAAGAAGUAAAUCGUCUGGCCCAUUGAUGGUUACCACAACGUCACCUUCUAUUAUUAUGGAAUCGCCAGGCCCAUCCAAGAGAUCCUACUCCACUGCGGACUUGGACUCAGGCUCUUCUGAUAACAAGCGUCAGCAAACUGCAUCUCAAACUAAGGAUAAACUAGGAUGCACUCCUUAUACUAGAAAGCAAAGAUCUAGUCCUUUGCCUCCUGUUGUUCCAAAGGGUGAAGAUAGCGCCUCCUUAAAGAGAGCUAGAAAUACCGAAGCUGCUAGAAGAAGUAGAGCAAGAAAGAUGGAGAGAAUGUCCCAGUUGGAGAACAAAUGUGAAGGUCUAAUCAAGGAAAAUGAGUCUUUGAAGGCUCAACUAGAACAUUUAAAGAAGUUGCUAGAUUCCAAAGUUUGA